GGGGUGGUCUGUGUGAUUGCGUUCUACUCUUCUUCGGAAUCUGUAUGCGCCUGCUUACAGAAUCUGUCUAUAGUUCAGUUGUAACUUCUCAGGAUACAUGGAUCUUUUUAAGUUGAACUGGAAGUUCAUCUAGGAAAUAACUUUCUAUUAAUCCCCUUUAUCAAGCCAUUAAAUUUACUCCAACGCUUUCAGAAGGGAAGCCGGAAGCGGAAGUCAUUUCGUGACACUUUCCGGGAGGAGUCAGCAUGGCUACCCGGGAAGAGGUACUUGCCUUGCGAGCUGCAAUUGCCCAGCGUGAGGAGGAGCUGAAUUCCCUGAAGCAGAGGCUUGCGGCGGCUCUUUUGGCGGAGCAAGAACUGGAGCCAGAGCGACGAGUUCCUGUGUCGCCGCUGCCGCCGAAGGCCGCCUUGUCCCGAGACGAGAUUCUGCGCUAUAGCCGGCAGCUAGUGCUGCCAGAGCUGGGUGUACAAGGACAGCUACGCCUGGCUGCCGCCUCUGUCCUAAUCGUGGGCUGCGGCGGGCUCGGCUGCCCGCUGGCUCAGUACUUGGCAGCAGCCGGCGUGGGCCGCCUUGGCCUUGUGGACUACGACGUCAUAGAGUUGAGCAACCUAGCCCGCCAAGUGCUGCAUGAUGAAGCACUGGCUGGCCAGGCCAAAGCCUUUUCGGCCGCCGCCUCUCUGCGCCGCCUCAAUUCGGAAGUAGAGUGCGUGCCGUAUGCCCAGGCCCUGACUCCAGCCACUGCGCUAGACCUCGUCCGCCACUAUGACGUGGUGGCUGACUGCUCCGACAAUGUCCCCACUCGCUAUCUGGUUAACGACGCCUGUGUGCUGGCCGGCCGACCUCUUGUGUCGGCCAGCGCCCUGCGUUUCGAGGGCCAGAUUACAGUCUACCACUAUGACGACGGGCCUUGCUAUCGCUGCAUAUUUCCCCAGCCACCGCCGGCGGAGACCGUGACUAAUUGCGCAGAUGGCGGGGUGCUCGGUGUCGUAACUGGCGUCCUGGGCUGCCUGCAGGCUCUGGAAGUGCUGAAGAUCGCUGCGGGCCUGGGUCCCUCUUACAGUGGAAGCCUGCUGCUCUUCGACGCCCUCAGAGGGCAUUUCCGCACUAUUCAGCUGCGGAGGCGCAGGCCUGACUGUGUGGCUUGUGGGGAGAGGCCCACUGUGGCCGAUCUGCAGGACUAUGAGGCCUUCUGUGGUUCCUCGGCUACCGAUAAGUGCCGCUCUUUGCAGUUGCUGAGCCCAGAGGAGCGGAUUUCUGUCACUGACUAUAAGCGACUUCUCGAUUCUGGGGCACCCCACUUGUUGCUGGAUGUCAGGCCUCAAGUGGAGGUGGACAUCUGUCGUUUACCUCAUGCUCUGCACAUCCCUUUGAAGCAUUUGGAACGGAAGGAUGGGGAGAGCCUGAAACUCUUAAGAGAAGCAAUCCAGGGAGAGAAUCCAGGAAGGGAAUCGCUGGAGGGGGCUGCAGUCUCUGUUUAUGUUAUUUGCAAACUGGGAAAUGAUUCCCAGAAAGCUGUGAGAAUCCUGCAGUCCUUAACAGCAGCACAACAGUUAGGUCCUUUAACAGUUCAGGAUGUUGUAGGGGGUCUCAUGGCUUGGGCUGCCAAAAUCGAUGAGACAUUUCCACGGUACUGAGGUGACUGGUACAGUCUGUGGACUGUUGUAAUAUCUCAGAUAUAUUUAUUUGCAUUUUUUCAAUACCGUAAAGAUCUUGGGAUUCCACAAUACAUGGGAUCUUACAAAGAAUUUUUUGAUUGUAAUGUAUCAGAGGACUUCCUAAUUAAUGGAUCAAAAUAGAGUUUUUGAGAACCAUCUUGUGCUUUCACUUCUUAGAUGAUCUUGGAAAUGCAAGACAGAUUGUGAAAGGAUUUUAUAUUUUAAACUGCACAUCAUUUAUCUCCUUAUUUAUUUUAUUGAGAUGGUCUCACUAUG
Fukomys damarensis (Damara mole-rat) is the source of this 1931-nucleotide messenger RNA. It is a transcript of the gene Mocs3, whose product is annotated as molybdenum cofactor synthesis 3. The transcript has a single exon. Lineage: Eukaryota; Metazoa; Chordata; Mammalia; Rodentia; Bathyergidae. The record is from RefSeq and is a predicted model, not a curated record. Gene Ontology annotation, molecular function: thiosulfate-cyanide sulfurtransferase activity; URM1 activating enzyme activity; adenylyltransferase activity. Bases 246 to 1634 code for a protein of 462 amino acids. Gene Ontology annotation, biological process: tRNA wobble position uridine thiolation; protein urmylation. Gene Ontology annotation, cellular component: cytosol; cytoplasm.